Leptidea sinapis is the source of this 3038-nucleotide messenger RNA. Its product is annotated as glutamate receptor ionotropic, kainate 2-like. The record is from RefSeq and is a predicted model, not a curated record. The coding region runs from base 226 to 2973 and encodes 915 amino acids. Gene Ontology annotation, biological process: modulation of chemical synaptic transmission; monoatomic ion transport; synaptic transmission, glutamatergic. Gene Ontology annotation, cellular component: postsynaptic membrane; plasma membrane. Gene Ontology annotation, molecular function: glutamate-gated receptor activity; transmitter-gated monoatomic ion channel activity involved in regulation of postsynaptic membrane potential. Lineage: Eukaryota; Metazoa; Arthropoda; Insecta; Lepidoptera; Pieridae. The transcript has 16 exons.
UGACCCAGUCUCGUUACAACUGUGCUCUCAAAACCCACACCUAUUUUAACUGCAUAAUGAUAAUGCUUAUUAAAAUUUAAGCGACGAAUGUUCAGUAAGCUACGGUAGAAGUUAAGUUUGAAAUAUUCAGUGUGGGCUCGGCAUUGGCCAAUAUUACAAAACGUCAGCUGCGCACAAAAUCCUAUUGUUCAGUUUCCACUUUGUUCAGAGAAUCUCGUCGUAAAAAUGGUGGAAUGUUGGAGAAUUAUUACAAUAUUUCUACUGUGGUAUUGUUAUGGUUCUGUAGACGGUGCUUUUCGUCAUUUUGAGUCUUUUAAGACAACUUUAAGCAUAGGUGUAAUACUUCCACCUAAUACAGUAACAGAAGUUGCGUUUGCAUCUACUUUGGCUCGAGCGUCAAUGGAAAGUGAAAAAUACAACUACGCAAUGAAAAUUGUAUAUUCUCCUUAUGGGGACAGUUUCGCUGCUUCAAAGGCGGCCUGUGAACUUUUAGAGGGCGGUGUUAUUGCAAUAUUUGGUCCGACGGAACCCAAUGCAGCCGAUGCAGUGGACGCUCAUUGCCGAACUGUGGGGAUUCCUCAUAUACAAGCGAAUUGGCGACCUCCUCCCUUACGAGGUUUGCAGCGUUCCUCCCCACCCAGUAUCAAUUUAUAUCCUGAAGCUGUGGCACUGUCUCAGGCCGUCGCGAGUUUUGUGAAGGAUAGUGAUUGGGACACAUAUACGUUGCUGUAUGAUGAUGAUGAAGGAUUAAUUCGAUAUCAAGAAGUCCUUAAGAAUGCCGAUCCAGAUAGCAAGUGGCUUGUCAAGCGCCUAAAGCAGGGUGAAGAUAACAGACAGUUACUCAAGUCUCUCAAAGCGAGUGGCUACACAAGAGUAAUCUUAGACUGUGCUGCGGAUCGAGUUCUUGACUAUCUAAGACAGGCACACGAAGUAAAGUUUUUUGAGGACUAUAUGAGUUAUGUUCUGAUGUCGCUUGAUGCUCAUACAUUGGAUCUGCAAGAACUUCGCUAUGGCCUGUCAAACGUUACGUGUUUCAGGAUAUUUGAUCAUUCUGACUCCAGAACCAAGUCUUACCUAGCUGACUGGAAGACUAGAGGUUCAGAUGACGUUAAAAUACCACAAUUGACACAUGAAAUAACGGUGGAAGCGGCUUUGGCAUCGGACGCCGCACGUCUCAUAACGGAUUCCGUGGAAAGUGCGCCCGAUGAAUUUAAAAUAAUACCUGAGGCCAUCAAAUGUGACUCGGAUGUCAAGUGGGAAGCUGGAGAGGAAUUUACUAAUCAUUUAUUGACUAAUCCCAUAACAGGCAUAACAGGAGAAAUUUUACUCGAUAAAAGUACAGGCGAACGUGCUAACUUAAAUGUUGAAAUAAUGGAGUUAUCCAACAGUGGUUUUAACAGCAUCGCAAAAUGGAAUGCAGAAACAGGCUUUGUUUACGUUAGAACUGCUGACGAAGUUUCUGAUCUCUUGGCAGAAAAAUGGCAAAACAAAACUUUUAGAGUGGUUUCACGCAUCGGUGCCCCCUAUCUUGUUGAGAGGACGCCGGAAGAGGGUGAAGUAUUGACUGGAAACGACCGUUAUGAGGGUUACUCUAAGGACUUGAUACACGAAAUAUUGAAAGAGACGCUACAUUUAAAUUACGAGAUAGAAAUUGUUCCGGGGAACCUUUAUGGCUCUUAUCAUAAAGAAACUAAGUCGUGGGAUGGACUUGUGGGACAUUUAUUGGAGAGGAAAGCUGACCUGGCUAUUUGCGAUCUAACAAUAACUUAUGAACGGAGGGCAUUUGUUGAUUUUACAACGCCUUUCAUGACGCUAGGAAUCAGUAUUCUGUACACAAAGGCCCCGCCACCAGAACCGGAGCUGUUUUCAUUUCUAUCGCCUUUUUCUGUCGAUGUUUGGAUCUACAUGGCUGGAGCAUAUUUAAUGGUUUCCUUGCUACUUCAUAUUUUAUCAAGGCUUGCACCAAAUGAUUGGGAGAAUCCGCACCCAUGCGAUAAGUCGCCCGAAGAAUUGGAAAAUAUCUGGCAUAUUAAGAAUUCUUGCUGGCUGACAAUGGGAUCAAUCAUGACCCAAGGAUCUGAUAUAUUACCAAAAGGAUAUUCAACCCGGUGGGUAUGCGGGAUGUGGUGGUUCUUUGCUCUUAUUAUGUGUUCUUCCUACACGGCCAACUUAGCUGCGUUUUUAACUAACGCAGCCAUGGAUGACUCAAUCAAAAGCGCCGAGGACCUAGCCAUGCAGACUAAAAUCAAAUAUGGUACAGUCGAAGGGGGCUCUACCUUUUCAUUUUUUAAGCGAUCAAACGUAUCAACAUUCCAAAGAAUGUGGACGGCGAUGGAGUCAGCUAGACCUUCAGUGUUCGUGAAGAAUAACGACGAGGGAGUCGAAAGGGUCCUGAAUAGUAAAAGGUCGUACGCUUUUUUAAUGGAAUCGACGGCAAUUGAAUAUCGACUCCAGAGAAAAUGCCAGCUAAUGCAAGUUGGCGGUUUACUCGAUUCAAAGGGAUAUGGAAUAGCUAUGCCUUUUCAUUCUUCAUAUCGUACAGCUGUUGACAAUGCCGUUUUAAAACUAGCCGAGAGUGGAAAAUUAGUCGAACUGAAAAACCGUUGGUGGAAAGCGCCACCGGAGGAAGCUUGUGAAACCCAAGAAGCAGCAGAAGAAGGUACUAGUGCAGCAGAACUGGGUGUAGAUAAUGUGGGCGGCGUGUUCGUUGUUCUGGGCAUUGGGUGUGGAAUGGCGGCUGGAAUUGGUGCCUUGGAGUUUCUGUGGCAUGUCAGAGAUGUUGCCAUUGAACAAAAGAUGACACAAUCGGAAGCAUUUUGGGCAGAACUGACGUUCGCAUUGAGUUUCUGGGAAACCGAGAAGCCAGUCCAGCAUUCCCGUCCGUCUUCGACAGCAUCAGGAGAUAUGGCGUCCAGGGCCUCUUCAGUAUUACGAUCUGCUGCCGAUUUGUUUCACAUCGAUGUUUUUAAAUAAUUUACAUCAAAACCUCCUUCGAUCGUAAUAUUUUAUAAAAUAAAUGAAUUUUACAACCAUUACAA